Messenger RNA from Moneuplotes crassus, 513 nucleotides. NCBI's taxonomy places the organism in Eukaryota, Ciliophora, Spirotrichea, Euplotida, Euplotidae. The record is from the annotation of a GenBank genome assembly.
GUGAUUCUUUAGCUGGAUAAAAUGAAUAAAUAUCAUAGCUCUAAACAUUUGGGGGUAAACCCUUUGGUUCAUUAUUUGAACCUGAUAAUGAUGAUUCUUGAGUUAAUUAUUUCUGUGGUAUUUUUACUCAAGAACCCGGCCUACACUUGGAUGGUCCCAAUUUUGGUAAUAAAUCUUCUACCAAGUGUAUUGUACCACUGUGAAACAAAUAUCAGACAUAACAUACUAUUCCAGUGGUUUGGUCAUAUUAUGAGCACUAUGGCGCUGGGUAUCUUGUUGAUAAUGAUAAUUGCUUUUGCGUUAAUUCACGAAGAUACUUAUGAAUUAUUGGCGACCCCUCUCUUUUUGGCCUUCAACUUCUCAUCAAUAGUGAUCCCUGUGACUAUGUUGAUUAUUCUGAGCUACGAAGUUCCAAAACCUCCAGUAGUCUAUCUUAUUCCUAUUCAGCUUGUGAACACUAAAGCUGCUAACAUGGAAAAGACAUUUGGAGAGCAUUUCUUGAAUGAAUUUUAA